AUGACCACCCCAACAAUAAAACUCCCCGCCCCCCUCUUCGCCAAACUCUCCCCGCACCCCUUCCUUCUCCGCAACCUCACAACCACCUCUUCCACAGACUCCCCAUCAUCCUCAUCGGCAGCGAGCAAACCAACCCGCACAAACGGCCGCGCCCCCCACGAACCUCGCCCCCUCCACCUCCGCCUCUCCUCCCUCUCCCACGCCCACGGCAGUUCCCUCGUCCGCUUGGGCGAUACCACUGUGCUUUGUGGUGUAAGAGGGGAGAUACUGCCGGUAGAGCGGAUUCCGGGGUUUCGAGCUAUUGCAGAUCGGGAGGCCGCAGAGAGCAAUGGAACCGGGGACGACAAUGGAUUUGGGGGAGCGGGGGGGGAACCAAGAAGUGGAGUAGGCAGAGGCGAAAUAAAAGACUACGACCUGCUAGUCCCAAAUAUCGAGCUAGCAACGGGAUCGGCACCGCAGUUUUUACCCGGUGUGCCGCCGAGCACGUUGGCGCAGACUUUGUCGACGAGGGUGUAUUCGUUGUUGUGUGGGACGGGGUUGGUGGAUGUGAGGGAUUUGAGGGUUUGGCGGCGUUCGGGGCCGCGGGAUGAGGGAAGGGGGACUGGGAAGGGGGAAGAGGAGGAUGCGGAGAUGGUGGAUGUGGGGGAAGAAGGGGAUGAGGAGGAGGGACAGGAGGAGGAGGGACAGGAGGAGGAGGGACAGGAGGAGGAGGAUGGGGUGGUGGCGUACUGGGUGUUGUAUAUCGACCUGCUGUUUGUGUCGUUUGACGGGAACCCGUUUGACGCGGCGUGGGCGGCUGUGGUGGCCGCGUUGCGGAGCACUAAGUUGCCUGUGGCGAGGUGGGAGCCGGAGCGGGAGAUGGUGGUGUGCUCGAGGACGGAGAAGAGGAGUCUACGCGUGAGGGGUUUGCCGGUUGCGUGUACGGCGGUGGUGUUUGAGGAGAAGGAUUUGGGGGAGGUCGGGGCUGGCGUGGCGGAGGGGAGGCAUUGGCUGCUUUUGGACCCGGACCGGCUGGAGGAGACGCUUUGCCGGGAGACGGUUACUAUGGUGGUGGAUUGUAGUGAUGGGGAGACGAGGAUUAAGAGCUUGGAGAAACAUGGAGGUACGACGAUUGGGAGGGAGCUGGUGAGGGGCUUUGCUGGGAUUGCGGAGGCGAGGUGGAAAGAGGUUGACGCGGCUCUGAAAUGA
Messenger RNA from Dichotomopilus funicola, 1188 nucleotides. RefSeq names its product ribosomal protein S5 domain 2-type protein. Gene Ontology annotation, cellular component: nuclear exosome (RNase complex); cytoplasmic exosome (RNase complex). Gene Ontology annotation, molecular function: mRNA 3'-UTR AU-rich region binding. Lineage: Eukaryota; Fungi; Ascomycota; Sordariomycetes; Sordariales; Chaetomiaceae. The record is from RefSeq and is a predicted model, not a curated record. The transcript has a single exon. The coding region runs from base 1 to 1188 and encodes 395 amino acids. Gene Ontology annotation, biological process: exonucleolytic trimming to generate mature 3'-end of 5.8S rRNA from tricistronic rRNA transcript (SSU-rRNA, 5.8S rRNA, LSU-rRNA); nuclear mRNA surveillance; nuclear polyadenylation-dependent rRNA catabolic process.